Messenger RNA from Varanus komodoensis (Komodo dragon), 1444 nucleotides. RefSeq names its product HAUS augmin like complex subunit 4 (gene HAUS4). Gene Ontology annotation, biological process: centrosome cycle; spindle assembly. The transcript has 10 exons. Gene Ontology annotation, molecular function: microtubule minus-end binding. Bases 278 to 1336 code for a protein of 352 amino acids. The record is from RefSeq and is a predicted model, not a curated record. NCBI's taxonomy places the organism in Eukaryota, Metazoa, Chordata, Lepidosauria, Squamata, Varanidae. Gene Ontology annotation, cellular component: HAUS complex.
GUCACUUGCGCCUCUCUUUCGCCUCGGCGUGGCCGCUUGCCCCCUUUUUGCUGCCCCGUCCAUGGAGUUGCGGGCAGUUCUGUUCCUGUGCUGCUGCUGCUGAGUCAUACUAAAUUUCCCUUUUCCAGAAAAAAUGGAGGAUUCCUAGGCUGCUGUCUUGGUGGGCAGGGCCCCCAGCACCUCACCUCUGCCUUAUUUUCUGGAAAGGCGCCUUUGCUUUUCAACUGUUCUGCACCAGGCAGAGAUAAAACCGGUGGUUUUCUCUGGUAAAGAGCUAAUGGCAUCUGCUGUGGGUGCUGAACUGCUGCUGAAAGGCUGUGGGAGCCGCCUUCCCCCUUGCUCACUUACUGAGGAGGAUCUGGCUGCCAACCCAGGCUUGGCUAACCUUUUAAUGGAUCUGACUACACAUAUGGACUCCAGCGGGCUCAGUGUCAACCUGGCACAGCAAAUGGAGGAGGCACGGAAGGAAUUACAGCGAUGCCGAGCAAACUGGCUGAAGUGGGAAGUGAUACAUCGGCUUCUUCAGGAGGCUCUAAGGGAAUUGGGAACCGGUCCUGCCCCACAGGAUAGAAAAUUCUUGGAGGUCCUGGAGAAGCAACUUUUGAUAGCUGAGCUGAAACAAAUCCUACAUCCUGAUCCUUCUAUACGAGGCACAGAGUCAUCACUCUUGGGUUUGGAAUCCUCCCAUGUAUUGGAGCUUCUCCCCCCUAAGCAAGACCUGGAACAAAUGCAAAAGCGCCUCCCCACAGAAUUGGAGAAACGGCUUAAGUCCAAAUGCUUGGCUGUGCUUGGUUACUAUCGCCCUGAGACUGAUGGUGCUGGUGAGUCUGCUCGGGCAGUUAUGUCUGGGACACUGGCAGAAAAUUUGGCUGCGGAGAAGCAACGCCUAAAAGAGGCACAGUCUCGCAGCCAAGAGCUUGUGGGAUUGUUGGAGCAGCAGAAAGCUGCCUAUCCCCAGGUUUUGUUACGCUGCUUAGCCAUACUGAAAAGCCUGGCCUGUGAAUUUCGCCUUGGUGCCCAAUCUGAACUUGACCAGCUCAACACCCGAUACUUGGAGACAAAGUGCAACGCCAUGUUCCUCAAAAUACGGCUUGAGGAACUGAGCAUCCUUUUGGAAACCUACACACCUGAGAAAGUGGAUGUCCAUCGGAUGAUGAGGGAUAAGUUGAAAGCAACAUUAAGCCAAGAAGAGCAAGAUUUAGCCACUUCACGCAAGAUCCUUUCCAACUACGAAACGCUGGGUCCCGAGUUUGAGGAAUUAGUGAAGGAAUAUGCCCAACUGAAAGCCAUAAUUGAGAACAGGCGAUGGGUGCUGGCAGAGUUCAGUAAAGACUGAGACUGCACUGACAUGUAGCUGAGCCUUGGACUGAGUGCUGCAUUGUUGAACACUGACCAAUAACAGAUACACUAUGUAAAAACAAAACAAAACAUGAAGGGAAAAACA